UCACAGAUCGCAGCGGGCGCGCGUGGAGAGGCGGCGGUGUCCGCGGCGCCUGGGGCCUGAGGAGGCGUCGUCCCCUCGGGCUUUGCCUGGGGAGCGCCUUGGGGCGGUGCGCCUCCGGCAGCUCAGGACGUAGUGCGGACCGCCGGGAGGACGGAUGUGAGCUUCUCCUACCUGGAAAAUCUUAAGUUCUUAGAAGUUUCACUGCACACCUGAGUUUCUCUCCCUGUCCACUGGUUUGCCUACAUUAACCUCUUGACCAGUUCUUAACUUUGACCAGGGUAUCCACCAUUCUACUUUUUGUUUCUUUACUGUUGCUUUGACUACUUUAGAUCAGGUGGCAGUUUAUAUAAAGAAAGCACUGGGACUGUGGCCACACCUUCAAGAAUAAAAAAAAAAAAAAUAGAAAAUGGAACAGCCAUGUAUGUUAUGUGAGGAAGAGCAAGAGCCAGACCCACAGCAGAACACAGAAGAAACCAAAAAAGUAGAUGAUGAAGAUGCUGAGCUCAUCUUUGUUGGGGUGGAACAUGUAAAUGACGAUGCUGAGCUGAUCUUUGUCGGGGUGACUUCAAAUUCAAAACCAGUUGUUUCAAAUAUUUUGAACAGAGUCACCCCAGGUUCAUGUUCAAGGAGAAAAAAGUAUGGUCACCUCAGAAAAGGUACUACUCACAAAUUACCGCCUAUAAGUCAUGUGACCUCUGUAUCAGAAGCAGUCACUGCCUUGCCAGUUUCUGAAUCUGAAUCAAGAUCAACAGAUAGUCCCAUUAUUAUUGAGCCUUUGUCUAAACCUGAUUUUAAAAGUAAUUCACAAAUUGUGCCUAAUAGCUGUUCGGAGUUAUGUUCUCCUUUGAUUACAUUCACAAAUUCAUUACAGCAUCCAGUAGGAGAAGCACUUUCUGUAGGAGAUAUGAAUAAAAGUCCUUGCAUAUCAAAGCAGCUUUCCACUGCUGAAGAAAAUGAUAUAAAUCCCAAAAGGCCUAAACUCAGCGACGGAAUCAUAGAGGGACAUGCUUCAGCUUUGUCCCCUUCAGGUAACUUUCAUACAAUGACUUCACAGCAAAGCACAGACUCAAACAGUGUUCAUACCUCAUUAAACCAUGUUCAGAAUGGACAUGACUUAGAACGGAGCCAUGGAGCCAUGGUUCAGAAUGGAGCACCUUUUGCAACUCCUUUUCCAAAGCACAGUGUCCAUUUUAAGCCUAUAAAUCCUGUAAAGGAAAAUAGACCGGCAAAAUCAGACUUUUUGAGUCUAGCAAGUGAAAACCAGGUUGUUGAUCCCAAGAAAGGAAGUCUGGUCAUAUUACUUCGUGACUUUUAUUAUGGGCAACAUAAAGGAGAUGGUCAGCCAGAACAGAAGACUCACACAACCUUUAAAUGCCUCAGCUGCUUGAAAAUUCUAAAAAAUGUCAAGUUUAUGAAUCACAUGAAGCACCAUCUGGAACUUGAGAAGCAGAGGGGUGACAGCUGGGAAAGCCACACCACCUGCCAGCACUGCCACCGACAGUUUCCCACUCCCUUCGAGCUGCAGUGUCACAUUGAAAGUGUACACACUACCCAGGAGCCUUCUGCUGUCUGUAAAAUUUGUGAAUUGUCAUUCAAAACAGAUCAGGUUCUCUUACAGCACAUGAAGGACAAUCAUAAGCCUGGCGAAAUGCCCUAUGUGUGCCAGGUUUGCAAUUACAGAUCAUCAGCCUUUGCUGAUGUGGAAACACAUUUCAGAAAAUGCCAUGAAAACACUAAGAAUUUGCUCUGCCCAUUCUGUCUCAAAAUUUUCAAAACUGCAACACCAUACAUGUGUCAUUAUAGGGGACACUGGGAAAAGAGUGUUCACCAGUGUUCCAAAUGCCGGCUACAGUUUUUAACUUUCAAGGAGAAAAUGGAGCAUAAGACCCAGUGUCAUCAAAUGUUUAAAAAGCCUAAGCAACUAGAGGGAUUGCCCCCUGAAACAAAGGUUGUUAUUCAGGUGUCACUGGGACCUCUUCAACCAGGAUCUGUGGAAGUAGCAUCCGUUACUGUGAGCACAUCUGAUUCUGAACCAUCAGCCCCCAAGUUUAAAAGUAGAAUUUCAAAAAAACCUCGUUAAUUCUAGUUUCAGUAAACCUAAAGCAGGUAUUUCAAAGUAAAAAAAAAUGCCAUAAAAAAAAAAAUACAAACCAUACAUUAUUUAGUAACAUCAAAAAUAGUGAAACCAAUGAGUCAUUGAUGAGUUUCUUUUUAAAUUCAUGAAAUACAGUAUUGUCUGAUCUGAAUUUUGAGAUGUUAUUUAAAAAUUUGUUACCUGGUUUUCAUGUACUGUAUCUGGCUUAACACAUAGAAGAUGUUUUGUGUAUGUGUGUGUCUGAGAGAAGAAAGUGGAUACCUAUUUAUUAUUUUGAUAUUUCAUGUUACUUGUAAGUUUGAAAGCUCUAAUUUCUGUAUAUAGAACCUAUAGAGUUUUUUCUUAAGUACUUAAUUUUAUCUUCAACUUUUUCCCUGCCUUGAAGAUUUCAAUAUUAACUCUAGUCAGACUUGAAUGACUUUGUUACAUCGUGGUCCCAUUUGCUGGUGAGCUCCCCAAAGUGUCUGUCUUGAGCUGAUCUAAAGUAAUCUGAUUCUGAGACCCUGAGUGUGGAGAAGUUGAGGAACAAGGUGUGGCAUGAAUGGGAACCAGAAACUGAACUGAGAGGUUAAUCACUGGAGAGCAGUGGCUUCCAGCGGCUUCUUAUUCGGGUUGAGGGCAUGUGCUCACACAUACACACACACACACAUUCACUCUAGUCUUGGAGCCAAGGCAGUAGGAACACUGUCUCAGAGUGUCUUUUUUUUUUUUUUUUUUUUUACCACAAGAACAUCCAAGGAAGCAAAACUAUUAAAAUGCUUUGCAUUUUGGCAAGGAACUUGGCAAGAAAUCUCUGCAGACAUGAAACAAUCACUGUAUCAGCUGGCUUCAGAUGGAAAAGCAGGGGUAAUGAAUAGAAUGGGGUCUGGUGCCAGUGAACCUCCUGUUUAGUGAUCCAAAAGGGAAUUCAAUUUGUUCCCUUCCCUCUCCCUUCUGGCUGGCUUUAUACCUUUCAGUCAGAACAGUAAACCAAGUAGAAUUUCUCAAGGGAAAGAAUCCCUGACAUCCAUAGUUUGAACUGCACUGGACCCAUAAUUUGAACUGAAAAGGGCCAAACAAAUGGUAUUUAUCUAGUUCAAGGACUAGGCUAAAUUUAGUUUUCUUACUAUUAAGCUGGAGUGGCGGUUGUCCAAGAAUCGUAGGUACAGUGGAUAAAAGCAGCCCAUGGUGACUGAGUAAAAUUAAGCACAUUAUAGGGCUUUUCCUUAUAUUUUUCCCAUGUACACGUAUCUUAGCCCAGUUGAACAUGUGAAAUCUGCAAUUGUGUUUCUUGCCUUAGACAUGAAUGUAUUACAGUUAACAGCUAUUUUAUGUUGUGUGUAUAAUUUUCCCUUAUUAACCUAGUUGAAUUUAAAGUCGUCCUUGACACAAUCUGGUGUAUAAGAAAUGUCCAGUUAUUUCAUUAGGUAUUAGAUCUUAGAGUUAUUGCUCUUCAACUAAUCUAUCCAGCUGUCUAAUCCUUGACUAUGCUGUGGGGGAGAACCUUUUCCCCUUGCUAUUUCCAAGGACUUUCACAUAACUAGAGUGCUCUCUGAGGAUUGGUUCCUGAACAUCAACCCUUGGCUUUCUGUGGGUUCCCAGGACUGAAUCUCCCGGGUAGCUAGUGCCAUCCUUUCUUUCACCACCUGGACUCAUGUACUGAGAAGCAUCUGUACAUGACUUAAGGAAUCCAAGAUGUUGUCCAUAUACCUGAGCAAGGAGAAAUUCCAUUAUUUUCCCCUUGCUUUCUCCUCUUUUUUAAUGGUACAUUGUCUCUCCCCAUUUCUUUCUUACUUCUCAAUCUUGUUAAAUUACCUAAGCUUUCUUUCACAGAAAGCUGGGAAGUGAUAGUCGUCAGAAGCUUAGAUCCCUUCUAGAAUUGGGAAGGAGGACAUAACAAACAAGUAGUUGUGAGUUUAUUAUCUAUGUUUUAAAGUAUUUCCCAAGUGUAGAUUCUCUUGUAUUUAUUUGCUCAAUGCUUGAUUGAUUGAUUUGCACCUUGAACAUUUUACUAGGCCUUUUUAUUAGUUUGCUUGGGCCAAGGCACUUUGUUAAUAUUUUAGCCUGAACCUAUUUCUUUAGGUGGACAGAGAGAGUGUGUAUGUGUGAGUGAAUGAGUGUGUGUGUGUGUGUGUGUGUGUGUGUGCGCGCUUGCUCAUCAUUUUAGUCUCAGGUGGAAACUUGUGUAUAAAUAGAUAUGCAGACUUUUGCAUACUUAUCUCCCUAUUCUGUUCCUAUAACAGAAAUUCUGUCUUAAAAACAGUGAAAAUAUGAAAUAUCUUAGUUCUGUCUUUUUGUGGUUGCUUGGUAUUAUCAACACUGUUAACUCUUGUUUGCUGUUUACCUAAAGUAUGGCCCUAAGGAGUACAAAUUGUUAUUUAUUGCCAACUACAGGUUUGGUGUUAUGGCCCCUGUCUACCUCCUCUUGCUUUUCCAUUCUCUGCCAUGCUACUCAACCAUUUUUCCCACUGGUGCACUAUUUUUGACACACUGGCCUUGCUUUUCUUUAAGCAAAUCACAUUUUUUUUUCCUGUUCCAAAGACUUUGUGACUGCUCUUCUCUUAGAAUGCUUUUCUCCUAGGCCUGCAUGGCUUGCUACCUCGCUUAAUUGUUUGGUACUUCCUUUGGUUUAUUGAACUUCACCAGUGUUCUUAAAAGAUACUGACAAUGAAAUCUCCCUCCACCUUCUUACUCCUUCUCCUUUUAAAGGCACUUUAAGCCUCCCCACUCCCUUUUCCCUCUCCAAUCUGGUUAAAUUUCCUAGGUUUUCACAAAAAGCUAGGAAGAGAUAAUCACCCAAAGCUUUGCUUCUCUUAGAAUUGAGCUAGCUUGAGUCAAUUUUCUGUGCCUGUAAUCAAAAGAAACUGAAUAUAGUGAGUUCAGUUCUUUCAGGAGCUUUCUCUGUUUUUCUAUUGAUACCUCUCUAUUUUUUUAAGGCGAUGUCACUUUGUUCUGUUUACAAAUAUAUUCAAUAUCUGUCAAGAUUACUAUUUUGUUAUUACCCUUUGUGAAUUUCCAUGUCUACUUUGCUUGCUUGUUCUUUCAGAUGAAAUUUAUUAUUUUGUUAAUGUUGCCAAAAAUUGUAAGUAAAAUAGCAAUUGUAGUAAUAAAAUUUUUUUGAAAAAAAAAAGUUUCA
Molecule: messenger RNA, 5210 nt
Organism: Mustela lutreola (European mink)
Lineage: Eukaryota; Metazoa; Chordata; Mammalia; Carnivora; Mustelidae
Gene: ZNF280B
Product: zinc finger protein 280B
Exons: 5
Coding region: 407-2080 (557 amino acids)
Biological process (GO): regulation of DNA-templated transcription
Molecular function (GO): DNA-binding transcription factor activity, RNA polymerase II-specific; RNA polymerase II cis-regulatory region sequence-specific DNA binding
Source: RefSeq, a predicted model, not a curated record